UUGUGGUGUAAUUUGGGGAUUGAUUUGAACCAGGUGUGCAACAGCCAAAUAACCUAAGUGGGGGGGGGGGGGAUAAAACCGUGAAUGUCAUUCAUAAAACCCAAGGUAGUUGAAAUCGAGUUUAAAUUUACUGAUCUUGUAAGUUUCGUUUCUGACAGUUGAGCAGAGGACGCAGGAGCUUGAAGCACCGACUCAUCUUUUAUCUCCUCCGUAAAACUACACGAAGACUUUUCUGGAAAACAGCAGACUUUACCACAGGUAGCAAUGGCAGAAAUGAGACACGGAUUGAUGGUGGCUGUCUUCGUGCUGGCGACAGCUUUCACUUUAGCUGAGGAAAAUGCUCGAUGGCCUAAGCCGGUUGCCAGCUUGAUUCCUCCUGCUCCGUUUGUCACCACACCGCUGAUCACCACCACUCCAAAAACAACAACUUCCCAUACCAACACAACUACUGUUCCUCCAACUACCCACAGUACAACAGCAAAUGUAACUACUGUUCCUCCAACUACCCACAAUACAACAGCAAAUGUAACUACUGUUCCUCCAACUACCCAGAAUACAACAGCAAAUGUAACUACUGCUCCUCCAACUACCCACAAUACAACAGCAAAUGUAACUACUGUUCCUCCAACUACCCACAAUACAACAGCAAAUGUAACUACUGCUCCUCCAACUACCCACAAUACAACCACUCCUUAUCCUACUCCACCUGCACCAACUCCAAAAACCAAUGUCACAAAGGGCAACUACACCGUGCUGGAUGGAAACAAGCUGUGCAUUAUGGUCCAGGCGGUAAUCCAGGUCCAUGUCAACAACAGUCAGGUGGCUGGCACCUAUAUUGUUCCAGAAAGUGCUAAAGGCACUGGCAAAUGUGAAAGCAAUACUGCUAGUCUCAAAAUUACUUUCUCAGAGGGAUACAUCUCUAUGAACUUCUUCAAGAAUGACACUACAAACAUUGUCUUCGUCAACUCUGUGGCUGUCAACCUGAAAUAUGCCUUCAAGGCUGGAGUUUUGACACCUGUGGUGGCGAAUAAUAAUUCGGUGCAGCUUUUCACCAUGGCAACGGGUCACUCCUAUUCUUGCAAGUCUGAGUCAGUCUUCAUGGGUAAUGGUAUCUACCUGGAGUUCAGUCAGGACAGGAUGCAAUCCUUCAAUUUCACCAAGAACCAGUUUGGUCCCCUUGACCUGUGCAAGGCUGACCAGCCGGAUUACAGAGUGGCCAUUGGCGUAGGAGUGGUGCUGCUCAUCCUCAUCAUCAUCGUAGUCGUGGCUUAUCUAAUCAGUAGGAGGAAGAGAACAGAUGGCUACCAGACUCUCUGAUGGGAAAAAUCCAUAAAAGGACAGCACCAUCAUCUGUGCAAGUUAAAUCUAGCAUGAUGCUCUUAGAUGAUUUUUAUGAAGCAGACCUUGCUUUUACAUGUGUUCUGUUGAGGUUUGCUCCAUUUAAAGAAACAACUGACAUUUAAUCCAAGCAUCUGCUGCUGCUCCGUUUGUAGGGCACACAAUACAACAAUUAGAGGUCUGACAUCACAAAUGCAUAUUGUACUAUUGAUUUCAAAAAUUAAACAAAGCUUGGCUUCACUUUCCUCAUGUGUCCAUAAUGUGUGCAUAAAGCAUUCAGUAUACUCAUGUCACAGCAUUUUCUUAUCUUAAUACUUUUUUUUCCCCUUAAUUCCUGAAAACGAGUUCAAACUGUUGUCUUGUGCCAUCAUUGCUGCUCUCAAGUGUUUUAAAUCCUAUCCAUGUCCAGCUGUUUGGACAAGAUGACACUAUUGAGGACAUGAUGCCUCUACUAAAAUAUCUUUGACUUAAAUCCAGUACUUAUGGUUUCCACAGUGACAGCUGGGUCUCAUAAAUAUUCUAAUUGGCCUAUGAAAUAAUAUAACUAAUCUUUAUAUAAAACCUUUCCUCUUGCCCAGAUUAGGUUCAUCCUAGUUCAAUGACUUACCAUGUGAGAAUAUCAGAUGCAAAUGACCUCAUUAACCAGAAUAAUUGUCAGUCUCCUAAUUUCUGUAGAAAACAAGUCCAGUCUCUUCUGACAUGUUUCAAAAUCCUAUGCACUGAAAUGAGAAUUAAGGUUAUAAGGGAAUGUUUUGACGUUUGUAUGUACAUUGCAAAUAAUGAUGUUUGCUGUCUUGAUCAAGUCUGUUUUCAGAAUAAUGAUUCUCUGUGUAAGGCUGUAAAUUGAACAAAAAGGAUUUUAGGGAUUUAUGGUAAUAAAUUAAACAGGUUGGAUGGGGGGGGCGAUUGGAGCAGAACUGAUAGCACAUUAUUUUUGAAUGUUCAACCUAGUUAUCUCUAUGUUCAAAUUUAGUUUGAGGAAAUUGUGCUUGUGCUUGUACAGCUGUCUGGUUGACAGCCCAACAGUUGCUGAUGUAUCUGUUUAGCAUUAUGUCUUUUCCAAGAAUAGACAGCAUCUGGGAAAGAAUAAAGGGAAUGUUCUGUGAA
Ictalurus punctatus (channel catfish) is the source of this 2445-nucleotide messenger RNA. RefSeq names its product CD68 molecule (gene cd68). The coding region runs from base 265 to 1317 and encodes 350 amino acids. NCBI's taxonomy places the organism in Eukaryota, Metazoa, Chordata, Actinopteri, Siluriformes, Ictaluridae. The record is from RefSeq and is a predicted model, not a curated record. Gene Ontology annotation, cellular component: membrane. The transcript has 7 exons.